AUGGCCACGCCAAACAAAUUCAGCAAUCCCGACACACCCGCCGGAGAUUGUCUAUGCGGCUACCUCCACUGUUUAGUCAUCGAGCCGGCCAAAGCGAUCUUUUGUCUACCGUGCGUAUGCGUCGCCAGAGAAAAACUGAACCGCGAGAAGCAAAACCCGCGCAUUGUCGACCAGGCCCCUGCUCCAGCAGCCCAAAUGCAAGGGUACGCGUCCAAGCCACGAGAUCAGUGGCCCGAGAGCUGGCGAAACCCUGAGGUGAAUGGCGGUCUGCUUAAGAAAGAGUCGCCGUCCCAGCAGGAGAAGACCGCCGCCGAGAAGUUCAGGGACGGUAUACUCGCAGUUUGA
Neoarthrinium moseri is the source of this 345-nucleotide messenger RNA. RefSeq lists its product as uncharacterized. Bases 1 to 345 code for a protein of 114 amino acids. The transcript has a single exon. NCBI's taxonomy places the organism in Eukaryota, Fungi, Ascomycota, Sordariomycetes, Amphisphaeriales, Apiosporaceae. The record is from RefSeq and is a predicted model, not a curated record.